Medioppia subpectinata is the source of this 6714-nucleotide messenger RNA. NCBI's taxonomy places the organism in Eukaryota, Metazoa, Arthropoda, Arachnida, Sarcoptiformes, Oppiidae. The record is from the annotation of a GenBank genome assembly.
AUGAACCACAGAAUGGGAAAGAUAAUGGAUUUGAAUCGGUUUGACAGCACAUUCUUCGGACUACCGGAUGAAAUGGUUUCUGAAUUAGAUCCCUCGAACAGAAUAGUAUUGGAAACGGCAUACGAAGCUAUUUUGGACGCAGGCAUAAAUCCGGAAAUAUUGCGCGGCAGUCGACGCGUUGGUGUUUAUAUGGCUCGUAAUAUUUACAGAAACACCGGAAUAAGUAACGGUGCCGUUCAAGUGGACAUGUUAUCGCCGAUGGAGUUGAUUAUUAAAAUAAACACAUCGCUCGUAUCGAUGGACGCGAACCGGUUAUCCUAUGUGUUUGACUUCAGGGGCCCGUCGAUGGUCAUCGACACCGCCUGCUCGGCCUCUCUCAGCGCGUUCAAUGUGGCCCUCAAUGAUCUAAUCAUAGGCAAUAUCGAUUACGCGCUGAUCGCCGGCGUUCACAUAAAUCAAGAGCCAGUAAUCAUGCAUAUGGGACAGACGGCCGGCUUUCUGUCGUCGACUGGUCAGUGCUGUCCGCUGGACGAGUCGGCCGACGGUUACGUUAAGGGGGAAGCCGUCUGUUGUUUGCUUUUACAGCGCCGACAGACGGCGUGUCGUGUGUACGCCGGCGUCCGCGGGGCCGGAGUUAAUUGUGACGGCAAAAAAACAAUCGGCAUGUUUUGCCCGUCCAGUGAGGCUCAGGAGGAGCUGAUGGUUGACACCUAUACCAAGUCUGGCGUCGAUCCGUUAGAUAUUACGUACAUAGAGGCCCACAUCACCGGAACUAAGGCGGGAGAUCCGAGCGAAGUGCAGGCCAUAUACCGAGCCUAUUGUGAACGCGCGGGACGUACGCAAACGUUACCGUUGGGAACACUGAAGGGCAGUAUAGGUCACGCGGAGGGCGCCUCCGGACUAACGUCACUCAUCAAAGUGUUGAUAGCGUUUGAAAAUGAAUGCAUUCCUCCAAACGUUAACUUCAAAAUUAUUCGCCACGAGGUCAGAAAAUAUUGUCCGCCAUUAUUGCCGAUCGCAGAGAAAUUUAAAUAUAAGCCGGGUACGUGUUGUGCAAACACUCUAUUAUCACUGAUUAUAAUACUUUUAAAUAACACGCCCGUCACUGCCCAACACAAUUAUUCAUUAGGUUUGGCCGCUGUAAACAACUUUGGUAUCGGCGGUGUUAACGGUCACGUAAUUGUUGAGCCCAACCCACGGGUGCCGAACUGUGAUAGCUAUAAGCUGUGCGAACCAAUGGCCCGAUUGGUGGUGAUCUGCGGCCGAACCGAAGAGUCGGUCAAACAUAUCAUAAAUUUUAUCGAAAACUCGCCGAUAAAAGUGACUAAAGAUGAUGAGCAAUAUAAUUACACGAGACACAUAUCUAUGAUGAAAGACAAAACACUUCCCACCCUUUGGAUGGUGUUCGCCGGUUUGGGCGGUCAGUGGUCGGCAAUGGCUAAGGCUUUAAUGCCGAUAGAGAUAUUCGCCGACAAAGUAGACGAAUGCCAUCAAAUACUCGACAAAGAGUUUGGCAUUGAUUUGAAACACAUAUUACUAUCGGAGGAUAAAACAGCGAUGUCGUCGAUAACCGCGAAGUUUUGCUCCACAAUUGCUAUAGAGAUUGCGUUGUUUGCAGUGAUAAAAGCGUUGGACAUCACACCCGACGGCAUAAUUGGCCACUCGUUUGGAGAGAUCGCGUGCGCGUACGCCGACGGGUGUCUGUCGGCCCGGGAGGCCAUGAUUGUCGCCUAUUUUAGAGGUGCCAUUACAACAAGUGACACACAGAUACCCAAUGGCUUGAUGGCGGCGGUGGGCCUGUCCUGGGCUGAGGCGCUCGACGUAUGUCCGAUAGAGGUGUCCGUUGUUUGUAACAACUCUAAGAAUAUGGUUGUCAUCGCAGGAGUUUUUGUGCGCCAAUUGGAAAGCAAUAAUAUUCCAUAUCAUAGCCAAUACGUGCGGUCGUCGGCGCGGCCAAUGAUCGACGCCAUUGACAAAUACGUGCCCAACCCGGGGCUCCGCACUAGUAAAUGGGUGUCCACUGCUGUGUUGGCGACAGUGGCCGGAGAGGAGCGGCUCCGGUACGCGUGUGGCGAGUAUUUCGCCCACAAUCUGACGCACCCUGUUCGUUUCUACGACCGUCUUAAACAAGUUCCCGCCGGCGCUGUGAUACUGGAGCUGAGCCCGCACUCGGUGUUUGCCAAAGCGUGCGCCGAAUCGGUGGCGAACUGUCGCUACGUGUCGCUCAUGUCGGCCAACGCCGGCGCCGCCAAUAUGAACCAAUUGUUGGCCUCAAUCGGGCUGCUAUACGAAUUGGGUUUCAAUCCGUCGGUGGAGCGCCUGUAUCCGGUUGUCCAGUGGCCGGUACCGCGCGGUACGCCGUCCAUCGGUUCCCUAGUGAUGUGGGAUCGUAGCCAAGAUAUGACCCGUUAUUCGCAUAAUAAGUUACGCCACGUGUGCGCCGAUAUGAAUGUCGCGGUAGACACCGGGCUCAAGAAAGACGCCUACCUGGGCGACCACGUGGUCGACGGUGCCAAUCUCUACCCAGCGGCCGGUUAUUUGAUGCUCGCCUGGCGUCAAAUGGCCGCCUCCUAUGGCCUCACAUGGGACGCUGUGUCGGCGCAGUUCCAGAAGUGCCAGUUCCUCAAUAUACACGACAACAACGACAACAUCUGCGCCGUCGGUAACGUCCGUCGGGGCGCCGACGAUAUGCUAACCGAACAACACCUCAUCAGUGAUGGAGAGCCAGUGAUGUCGGCGCGUGCGUACAGAUUGGACAGGGAGUCCAUUAAAAAAGAGCUACGCAUCCGUGGCUACGAGUACUCCAACGAGUUUCAUAGUUUGACGCGCGUAAGUACCGACGAUUACCGGCACUUCUCGGCGGGCGUCGAGUGGACAGGAAAUAUGGUCACAUUUUUGGACGGUUUGCUACAAUUGAGCGCGUGUUCGGUGCCCUUCCGGGAACUGGCGGUCCCGAAGCUCAUCUACGCCUUACGUGUGGACCCGACCUCACUGUUCGCCGCCCUUAGAAAACAUCGUUUGGCCGCCGAUGAAGCGGUGUUGGCGGCGGCCGACGAGCCACACGUUGGCGGCGACCCAACCCCCAUAGCAAACACUUUUAAUGAUAGCGCCGCUAAAAAUGUCGCCCAACGGUUCCAACUCUAUCGCUCCCGAUUGCCGGCGGUGUUUCACUCGGAGCUCAAUUUGGUGGUCACAUACGGAGCCGAAGUGUAUGGUGUGAUUACCUCUACCACACCGCGCAAAUCGGAUCCUAAUCUUGGAUUUCAGAGACAUCAGUUCAUUGCCAACGAUGACAAUAUGGCCAUCGAUGACGGGCAUAACAAACUACUUAUUGAUUAUAUUGAAUUAUGGGAAAUGGAUUUACAAGACUUGAUGGAAGACAUGUCGGACGCCAUCAAAACCAAUGGUUUCUUAUUAACAGUAUUUCGAUAUAAACUGACGGAACCGGAGAUCGCAUUGAAUUCAUUGUUUGGAAAUUCAGUCACGAAUUCAGACCUCGAAAAACGGAUCAAUCAAUUCAUCGCUUGCGCUAAAGGCAUGCAAUUUAGAGUGAUAUGCAGUAAAUGCGAUACAAUUGGUUCAAAGGCUGUGCUGUUUAGGAAAGUCAGGGAACCGAUACUUCCGGACAAACAAAAUGUUAUCAAUUUUAACGGCACAUGUGAGCAAUGGUUCCCAGUAUUGAAGGACAGACUACUGAUGGCCAGUGAAUUGGGUGCCGACAGUCCACGUGUUUGGCUCAUUGCCGACGACUCGUGUAUUAACGGAGUAAUGGGUUUAGCAAAGAGUCUACGUCUGGAACCGGGAGGAGAAUACUUCAGAUAUAUUUUUAUUUACAAUAAAAAUAUCGCAAAUCCGGACAUAGACUUCAAGGCAAAGCCAUUCAGCGAUAUAUUGGCCAACGAUUUGGUGGCGAAUGUCAUCAGAGAUGAAAGACUCGGUUCCUAUCGAUACCAACGUUUUGGCAAAGAUUACGAUAAAAUUGUCACAAAUGAGUAUUACUUGGGUUUAGGAAAGGGUCGGGAGUUGUCUUCGCUGGAGUGGACGAACGCCGCCAACGCGCCCACCGCUUACGACGUGAACAACAAAUUGUGUCAAUUAGUUCACAUUAGGGUCUAUUGUUCGUCAAUAAUUUUCAGGGACAUAUACACCGUUUCCGGCAAAAUACCCACUAAUUUAAAGCCAUUUGAUAAGCCGAUCGGUUUUGAAUACGCUGGCCGUCGCGCCGAUACCGGGGAACGAGUUAUGGGCUUUAUCCACGGCAAGAGUGUGGCCACUAGUGUUCGUGUGGACCCCCAUUUGUUCGCAACAAUACCUGAACACUGGUCCAUGGAAGAGGCGGUCACUAUAUUGACCACGUACUUCUCGGUAUGGUAUGGCAUGAUCGAGAGGGCCCGCGUCAGACAAGGUGAGAGCGUAUUAAUCCAUUCGGCAGCGGGUGGUGUGGGUCAGGCGGCCAUUAAUGUGUGCCAACACUACGGGUGCGAUAUAUACGCGACGGUCGGCAACGAAGAGAAGAAACAGUUUCUCAUAAAUACAUACAAAAUACCGGCGGAUAAGAUAUAUUCGUCGAGAAGUACACAAUUCAUGAGUGAAGUGAUGCGCCAAACAGUGGGAAAAGGCGUGAAUCUGGUGCUCAACUCUUUAGCCGGCGAUCUAUUAGACGCCAGCUAUGAGUGUGUGGGCACAGGCGGCCGAUUUAUAGAGUUGGGCAAAACGGACAUUCAUCACAACCGAAAGCUCCCGAUGUAUAACCUGUGCCGUGAUUUGUCUAUAAUUGCCGUCUCUGUGGACGACAUUAUCGGCAAUCGGACGCACAUAUUGAAAUCGUUUUACCGCUGGAUUCACCAAAACUGCGCCAAUGGAUGCGUUCAACCAUUAAAUCGUAAGGUAUUUUCCGCCUCACAGGUUGUGAAUGCCUUUCAACAUAUGACUACCGGUAAACAUAUCGGGAAAAUAGUUAUCCGUAUUCGGGAAGAAGAGUCCACCCGAACGCCAAUUAAUCACAUAAUACCGGCCGAUAAUAUGAUUGUCACUACACAAACAUAUUUUAAUCCCAACAAGAUUUAUAUAAUCACCGGUGGUUUGGGUGGCUUUGGGUUAGAGUUGUGCCAAUGGAUGGUAUAUAACGGGGCCAAAAAAAUUGUGUUAACUUCACGUUCGGGUGUGAAAAAUGAUUAUCAGAAAUAUAUAAUCAAUCGUCUGAUAGCUUUUGGCCAAACGAAUCGUUAUUUCGAGAAUCAAAUUAUAGUCUCGUCGGCCGAUUGUCUUACGAUUGAGGGCACAAAACAACUGUUUAAUGAGUGCAAUGGUUUGGGCGCACCCAUCGGUGGUGUCUUUCAUUUGGCUCUCGAGCUAAACGAUUGUCUCUUCGGUGACGUGUCUUACGAGCGAUUCGUGACAACCGUUGACAUCAAAGCCAAGAUAUUUAUGAAUUUGGAUCAAAUGUCGCGCGAAUUGGGCCACACUUUAGACCAUUUUGCGGUGUUUUCGUCCAUUUCAUCGGGAAUUGGAAAUGAAGGCCAACUGAACUAUACUUACGGUAACUCUAUUUGCGAGCGUAUAUGCGAACAGAGACAGAGGGACGGCCUCUCGGGUCUGGCCAUACAGUUUGGGCCCAUCGGCGAUGUCGGGGCGAUGAGUGAGUCAACACAAACGAUGGCGUUCUCCACCACUCGGAAACAGUCGAUCCACUCGUGUUGCCAAGUGUUGGACAAAUUAUUAGCCGUUCGCUAUCCGGUCGUAAGCGUUACUGUCAAUAACGUCGAAGCGUCCCUAUUUAAAAUGUACAUGGGAGACAAAAAGAGUUCAAAAUUAUUGAUUAGUAAUUUGUGGCGAUCGCUGGGUAUCGAUCCGUUGGUCACUCCGGCGAAUACCACGUUAGGUGAGAUCGGAAUUGAGUCACUGUUUGCCUCAGAACUACAGCAAGAAUUGGAAAAAUGUUGCGAUCAAACGAUUCAAUUGAAUUCAAUUAAACACAUGUCUGUCGGUCUACUUCGAGAGUUCGAGUCCGGAGGCGACGUUCCCAUCAAAGCCUACUUUAAUGGCUUAAAAAGGGCUCAAAUAUCGCUUUCAAAGUAUCGGUUUGUGAUCCCUUUGGAAACACACGUCCGGCUCAAUGGUGUCUCAAACGGAAAGCCAUUGUAUUUAAUGCCGACUCUGGAGAUGGGGUUUGCAUUGUAUGACAAUUUGGCGCAAAACCUGAACAGACCGGUAGUUGGACUCAAUUGGACUCCAGAAGUGAACCAAUUGUUGACAUUGAAUGCAGUGAUGAAAUAUUUCGCUGAUCUGAUGGCUAGACUCGAGCCGAAUGGCGGUUACGAUGUGUUGGGAUCGAUGGACGGAGCGAUCAUUUGUGACCGACUAUUACGUAAGGGUUUGGCAGAGAAGGCGGUUAUGAUUGAUGUGCUGUCGAAACACCGUUUCCUUGAGGACCACAUCACCGAUGAUAUGGUAUUGGAGUUGAUAUUGGAUUGUCUUUCAGAAGACAUACCAAUUGACUACAAACAGAAGUUAUUGAGAGACAGUUGUGACCAAAACAUUGAGUUCAGAGUCAAGAGAAUUGGGACAGAAUUGCGAGAGUUUGCUGGAAAAGCGAUGGUAUCUCAAGAUUUGGAUAAUAUAUUUGAAACAAUGGUUAAACGGAUCCGAAUGUUAUGGACGUAUAGAUUGAAUUUGAAACAAAAGUUUGGAAACGAUUUGCAAACAGUGAAUUAG